UGCCAAAUGUAGGCACGCAGGAAGAAGGAGCGUGUGUUUUGUCUUGCAUUGCGCAGUGACUUGUCAUUGUGGACCUUUACUGUUUUGGAAAUGUAAAUGUUAUGCUUGUGAUGGGCGUGUUCUUGACCUGUAUAAAUAGAUGUGGCGAAAGGGCCACAUGCAUCAGAUCACAGGGAAGCAAGGUGGAUAUAAGACACGCGCGCAGUGGUAGCCUACUCGAGUUCUCUGCCACCUUCUUCAGCGAACAACGUGCCUUUUCGUCCAAUUUUACAGAACACAAAAAAUUGAAAUGCAGCCAGACAAGUUGCUGCAGGUCAGCAGAACCUCUUUCUCUGUAGCAGACAUCCUGGAUCCGUCUAAAUUCACUGGGAGACCAAGCAUUACUCAUCCAAACCAUGGUUCAAUUGAGACUGACGCAGCGAGAGGGACCCCAGAUGGGGCAGCCAUUCCUGAACGCCAAUCCAGAGUAGAAUUCCCAAGUGGUCCAGCAGCCAGCGAAUGCUCCACCACAGUGGAAUCAGCUAUGUCGUCGGUAGCGAGCGAGGCCCAUCCUGCAUCUGCGUUCCACUGUCUGGAGAGGUCAAAGGGCAAGUUGCGGCGGGUCCGGACAGCAUUCACCCUGGACCAACUACGCAUUCUAGAACAUAGUUUCCAUAGCAGCCACUACCUGUCUGUAUUUGAGCGUUAUGCUAUUGCUUCGACACUCUGUCUCACAGAGAACCAGGUGAAGAUCUGGUUCCAGAACCGACGCACCAAGUGGAAGAAAGAGUGUGAGGGGAAAGGGGUGCCUGAAGAGCAGCUCCAGUGUGGAGUCGGAUACCCCUCACCACCUCCUGUCUAUCCGACAACCCUGCCACUAUACAACACUAUGCAUUGUCACCAGGGACCACAGAUUCAACUAUUCACGCCACCAAGCUUCCUCGUUCCACAAUACCACCGUCAUCCGUAUUAAAUGAGAAAGGAUGUAGCCUGUUUGUAAGAGCUAACAUUGGUGUUUGUAAGGAGAUUGACGUCAGAGUUCACAGUUUAGAUACUAUAACCUGCUCUAUCAUAAAUGUAUUUGUGCAAUAUACUAUAGUCCACUGUAAAUGAAUGUAAGUAUUUAUAAUGAGUUACUAUUUAUGUGCUGUUUGAAAGCCAGUGGGAAAACUAUGCCAAGCUAUCCUGUAAUGUGCCAAAAGAUUAUUGCUGUGACAUGUUGACUGAUAGGCUUAUCUUUCUUACUGUUGAAAGCUUUGAAGUUAUUUUGAUACAUUGCCAUGCAUGAAGAUGACAUAUUUUUGUACUGUACAAUGAGUGUUCUUCCAAAUAAAAUAAGUAAAUCAA
Molecule: messenger RNA, 1326 nt
Organism: Salmo salar (Atlantic salmon)
Lineage: Eukaryota; Metazoa; Chordata; Actinopteri; Salmoniformes; Salmonidae
Source: RefSeq, a predicted model, not a curated record